CAACCACACAAUAUUUCGCUCCUUGCUUCAUUGAGCUGUGUGCCUGGCUGCCUGGCUGCCUGGCUACGUGAAUCGAGCCACAACAAAUCUCAAUUAGAACAGGAAGCACAACUUCUAUAGCCCCUGAGAAAUCCAAAUAUCCGAGGGGCUAAAGGAUUUGAGUCAUAUCAUCAAAAUUCUCAGCAGCAAAUACUUCGAAAAUGGCCACCAAUGCCGACACCAAAGCAACCUGGUCUCCAGCUGGCUGGAGAGACAUGCCAAUCGUCCAAUCAGUUGAAUAUGAAGACCAAGAAUCCUUCCAAAAGGCCAUUACCAAACUCAACUCACUACCCCCUUUGGUCACGCCACUAGAAAUCGUCAAGUUGAAGAAUGAACUGAGGGAAGUUGCCCUGGGAAAUGCCUUUCUUCUACAAGGUGGAGAUUGUGCCGAGUUGUUCGACUACUGCAACCAAGAUAUGAUUGAGGCCAAGGUCAAGCUAUUGCUGCAGAUGUCAUUAGUUUUGAUUUACGGUGCCAAAAAGAAGGUCGUGCGCGUGGCUCGUAUGGCCGGCCAGUAUGCCAAACCCCGAUCUUCACCAACAGAGACAAUCAACGGUGUCAAGAUGGCCAGCUUCAGAGGUGAUAUCUUGAACAGCUACGAGGCCGAUCCCAAGGCUCGAGUCCCUGACCCGACCCGCUUGGUGGAUGCGUACUUCCAUUCUGCUGCGACACAAAACUACCUCAGAGCGGCUUUGGCUUCAGGAAUAGCCGAUUUACACGCACCAUUGGAUUGGAGUCUGGGCCAUGUUCGUGACCCACAAGUGCGAGACAGCUACCAACAGAUUGUACAGCGCAUCACAGAUACUCUGGACAUGAUGCGUACUAUUGGACUGGACACAGGCGGUGGUUUGGAGACCGUUGAUCUUUUCACCUCUCAUGAAGGACUUUUGCUCGAAUAUGAGCAGUCUUUGACCCGGAGCUUCAAGCAUCCGCCCAACGCCAAAGUGCAACAACACACACUCCCUCAGCGACCGAAUCAAGCCCGGUCGCGAAACACAUCCCUCCCGGCUCACCUUCCUCGUCCAGCAGCUCCCAACCAAGGAUUCUACGACACUUCAGCACAUUUCAUCUGGAUCGGCGACCGGACGAGGCAAUUGACCCAUGGCCACGUCGAAUUCUUCCGUGGCAUUUCCAAUCCCAUUGGAGUCAAAGUUGGACCAAGCAUGCCGGCAUCUGAUCUGGUACCUCUUCUUGAUAUCCUCAAUCCAAGCCACGAGAUCGGCAAGAUCGUUCUGAUCACGCGAUAUGGCCAUGACAAGAUCUCAACGCAUCUGCCAGGCCACAUCCGGGCGGUCCAACAAUCCCCUCACCGCGGCACGGUGGUUUGGCAAUGUGACCCCAUGCACGGAAAUGGUCGCAACGCCACCGUAUCAGUGCCGGAAGCAUCUGGCACCUCGACCUCGACUAGCACGAUCAAGACUCGUCGCUUCUCCGAUAUUCUGUCCGAAUUACGCCAGGCUCUGCAGAUUCACCGGUCUUUGGGCAGUUAUCUUGGCGGCGUGCAUCUGGAAUUGACGGGCGAAGCCGUCACCGAGUGCGUGGGUGGUGCGGAGGAGUUGACUGAGCAAGAUCUGAGUUUGAACUAUACUACUUUCUGCGACCCUCGCUUGAAUGAAAAACAGGCUCUAGAGCUGGCUUUCUUGGUUGCCGGCUUCUACAGGGAAGAUGCUGUGCCCGGGAAUUCGUCGACCUGACCUGGGCUCUCUUGACUUCCUGUCUCCUGCAAGCGCCUUCUCCUCACGAAGAUACCAAAAUUCGGAAAAAGUAUUGUCUUAUUGACUAUCGAAAUGGUGUCAACGGCAACGAGCCCGCUAUGGACUGGAUGAACUCCAUAGCCUCAAACACCUUCUCAUCCUCGUACCUCCGCCCCACCAGCUGUAGCGACACCGGAGCAUCCGCAUACUUGUCAGGGGAAUAAAGUUUAUAGUUCCAAUCAUCCUGGUCGUUCAAAGGCUGAUAGCCAACCUCGGCCUUGUCGAGCUCCUGGUCUACCUGUGAAACGGGGAAGAUCAUGGCCGGAUAAUCCAGUAGAUUCCACUGUGAUGUGUAGCCCCAAUAACGAGCGUGGCCUAGUGGAGGGGCAGCUCCGGGGCCGACAGGACACAAGAUCACAUCCACUGGAUAUCCGUCCUUGCCAGUGUCAUUCCACAACUUGGCGUAUUCGGCACGAUACUUUUCCCGCUGCAUGGUUAACUCCCAGACCUCGGUAAUGGUAUUCUCCUUAACGUUGGGCUGUUCCUUAAUGAUGAAAUUGGUCAAUGGUAGCCAUGGCUCGCCACUCAGAGCAAGAGCUUCGGUGUCCUGCUUGGCCCCGUCGCCAAAAUACAUGGAAGAGAUGAUGUCCCAUGCCACAUCGUGCUUGUAUGGCACCCAAUCAACCAGCUCGAUCUCGGAGCUGGAUUUGAGCUUAUCCGUCAACUCUUUCAGGGCACGAAUGACGGGAGGAUGUGGUUUGACAAUAUUGUCGCUCCAAAGGACAGCUACUUUGAGCUUUCUGGUUCCAUCAGGCUUGGUGAGAUAGCUCUCCUUGGGGGGAUAAGACCAGGGAAAUGGCAGCAAGGAAGGUUCCACAAGCCAGGGCUUCUGGUCAAUCAGGGCUUUCAUGAAGACAUGGCAACCCUCGAGCGACAAGCUCAAAGGACCAAUGACCGGGACGAUUUGUUCCUGGCCACCCAUUGGGGCUGUACAUCCGCCCAUGGGUAGUCUAUAAGACGUUGGCCUGAAGCCCCAGACACCACAAUUGGCUGCUGGUGAGCGAAUGCUUCCACCAAUAUCAGUACCGAUUCCCAUGGGACUUCCCUUCAGGCCGAUCAAGGCACCUUCGCCGCCAGAACUCCCGCCACAGGUCAAAGUCCUGUUGUAUGGGUUGACAGUCUCGCCGUAAAGGUUGUUGCAGGUUUCAAGAUGCAUCAAACAUUGUGGUUGAGUCGUUCGGACGUACAACACACAGCCGGCCUUUUGCAACAAUUCGACAAUGUAUGCGUCCUCCUCGGCACGCCGGUCAAACCAACCAACAAACCCGCCGUUGAGACCGAGACCUUUGAUGCCGAUAUGCUCCUUGACGCUGAUUGGCAAGCCAUGAAGAGGACCUAUGGGUUUCUUGUUGGUGGCAAGAUACUCAUCUAGGUAUUUUGCCCUUGCAAUGGCAGCUUCUGGAAGAACUUCGGUCACACAGUUGGUCUGGCAGGCACAAGUCAAUCGAACGCCCUCAUAUGCCACUGAGCGUGGUUGUGAAGAAUGUUAAACAGUGGGACAACGUACAAGCUUCUGUGCAAUUCCUGCUCGUCUUAGAAACGCAGUGACGACUUGGACACUACUGAGCUCGCCGGAAGCCAAAGACUUGAGCAGUUGCUCUGGACAAGUCUCGGUGAUUUUGGAUUCUUCUGGGCUCAGUAAUUGUGACGGUAGCUUGGAUGUGUUCAAAGGGAGCUCUGAUGAGCUGGGGACUUUGGGGACCGCGGGUUCAAUGCGGUCUAUUGACUUGUCUCGCAGAGAUUGUGCGAGGGCAGCAACAUCCUGCCAAGGUACUUUGACCAUUUUCGCAGACGUCGAGGAGCUGAGUGAAUGUGAAUGAGAGGAGGGGGUUUCAAAGGACUGAAAGGGACUCGAGGUGGCAGGGUGUACCUAUGUAUUUAUCAGCAAUCACCCGAGGAUUUCACCUACAAACGCCUAGUCUCAAAACAAACAUGGCAGAUGGCCAGUAUAUACAAGAAAUGCCCAAGACUGAGCGAUAACAGUGUUUGGGCGGCGACUUUGAUGUCUGGAUGUGUGGACAGCGAAUAGGAGAUAAUUGC
Exophiala mesophila is the source of this 3833-nucleotide messenger RNA. RefSeq lists its product as uncharacterized. The record is from RefSeq and is a predicted model, not a curated record. Gene Ontology annotation, molecular function: 3-deoxy-7-phosphoheptulonate synthase activity. NCBI's taxonomy places the organism in Eukaryota, Fungi, Ascomycota, Eurotiomycetes, Chaetothyriales, Herpotrichiellaceae. Gene Ontology annotation, biological process: aromatic amino acid biosynthetic process. The coding region runs from base 201 to 1733 and encodes 510 amino acids. The transcript has a single exon.